CGCACACACAGACACGCUCCCUCACAGCUACACACGCAGUGCCGAUCAGAGCAGGCAGCGCAGAGCCUGGUAAUUGUAUUGCUCCCUCCAAGCGGAAGGAAGGACCAAGAGAGAGGAAGACCGGAGAAAGAAGAGGAGGAGAGAUAUAAAAACUUUGCUUUUUUGAAUUUUCUUUUUUUCCUGGAGGAGGUUGACUUGACAAUGACCAGGCAUCGCCGAUGGAGUCGGUAGGACAUCCGUUAUCCGAGUGUUUUUUAAUGCACUCUGAACAAGAAAUGAACUUAUCGAAGGGUCCAUUGGUGAACAGCAGCAGUGACGAUAACUCCAAGUCGAACUACAGUAAAUGCGGCGCUGGCGCCUGGAGAAUGCACCAAACUUACGAUCAACUAGAGGCCAACCACAUGAGAGACGCACAUGCCCUCUACAACCCCAGGCUUCUCUGCAGAAUGUCCAGUAAGGAGCGCCACCUUGAGUCCAACUGUCCGUCCUCUUACAUAAAGACUGAGCCGUCUAGUCCUGCCUCCCUGACUGACAGCCUAAACCAUCACUCCCCUGGUGGCUCCAGCGACGCCUCAGGUUCCUAUUCGUCCACAAUGAACGGCCACCCCAACGGCUUAGACUCCCCGAGUCUGUACGGCUCCAACGCAGGGUCCCUGGGUCCCGCCGGCGGCCCCGGAUCAAAGCGCUACGAGGAUUGUUCAUCCACUAUUGGGGAAGAUUCACAGAUUAAGUGCGAGUACAUGUUGAAUUCCAUGCCCAAGAGGCUGUGUCUGGUCUGCGGGGACAUUGCGUCAGGGUACCACUAUGGAGUGGCAUCCUGUGAGGCGUGCAAGGCCUUCUUCAAACGCACCAUCCAAGGCAACAUAGAGUACAGCUGUCCAGCCACCAACGAGUGCGAGAUCACCAAGAGGAGACGCAAGUCGUGCCAGGCCUGCCGCUUCAUGAAGUGUCUGAACGUGGGCAUGCUGAGGGAGGGUGUUCGUCUGGACAGGGUUCGUGGCGGGAGACAGAAGUAUAAACGCCGGAUAGAUGCGGACAACAGUCCAUACCUGAACCCACAGCUGGCUCUGCCUCCCAAGAAGCAAUUUGCCUUUGGCUGCCUUGCAGAUAACAAAAUCGUCUCUCACCUGCUGGUGGCCGAGCCAGAGAAGAUUUACGCCAUGCCUGACCCGACAGUACCAGACAGCGACAUCAAGGCCCUGACUACGCUGUGUGACCUGGCGGACAGAGAGCUGGUGGUCAACAUCGGCUGGGCCAAACACAUCCCAGGUUUCUCCACGCUGUCUUUGGCAGACCAGAUGAGUCUACUGCAGAGUGCAUGGAUGGAGAUCUUGAUCCUUCGUGUUGUGUACCGCUCACUUUCCUUUGAAGACAAGUUGGUGUAUGCUGAGGACUACAUCAUGGAUGAGGACCAGUCGAAGCUAGCUGGACUUCUGGACCUGAACAAUGCCAUCCUUCAGCUGGUCAAGAAAUACAAGACUAUGAAGCUCGAGAAGGAGGAAUUUGUCGCUCUGAAGGCCAUCGCUUUGGCUAACUCAGACUCCAUGCACAUCGAAGACGUGGACGCAGUGCAGAAGCUCCAGGAUGUGCUCCACGAGGCCCUGCAGGACUACGAGGCCGCCCAGCACCAGGAGGACCCCCGCCGGGCGGGCAAGCUGCUCAUGACCCUCCCCCUGCUCCGCCAGACCUCCACCAAGGCCGUGCAACACUUCUACAGCAUCAAGCAGGACGGCAAAGUCCCAAUGCACAAACUGUUCCUGGAGCUGCUGGAAGCCAAGGUCUGAGGAUGGAAGGACAGCCAGUCUGAAUCUCACUCUGAAUGACCUCUUGCUCUUUAACACGCACACACUCUAACACACACGCACCCAGACACAAACAUAUGUCCCUUAAGUUUGUCUGCUGACACGUCCCCAUAUGAAGAAACGAGUAACCGAAACCUCUCACCUGAACCUCCACGGUCUUUGACGAAGGGCGCUCACUUGACCUUUUUGUUUUGGGGAAGAUGCUGACGGACUGACUUGACCCCCAUAUGACGAAGGAAAGAAGAUAUUUCCUUUUAAAACUCUUAUCGAUCACUCGACAGUGAACAUUGAAGAGAGCAAAACUGAUGCAUUAAAUAACAAUUAAGAUGUUAUUAAAGACGAACGCUUGAAUGAGGACACAUUUAAAAACUGACUGAAACUCUUUCAGUUCUGAGAGACUCUAAGACUGCACUCGUGUCUCCUUUCCCUCCCUAUUUCCCCCAACAGAGUUUUUUUAAGUGUUCUAGAAGAAAACAAGAGGAGAAAAAAAGAACACUGAAGCAGUAUUUAAUGACAUGUGUUGUAAAAAGUACUUGUACAAUGAAAUGUGGAUGGAUGGACAGAAAGAAAAGAAGAGGAGAUUUGCCCUGCCAAAGAAUGGAGCUCACCCAUUCAGAGGAUGCCAGCAAACUUUGUCACAACUCAAAACUGUUUCUGGUUAAACUACCGGUUGCUUCUGGUGCUGCUGGUUUUCAGUUUCACCAUUCAAAUGUUUCUGGUUGUCAUAAAAACCAGCAGAGCCAGGGCCAGGAUUAGAAACCACUGCUGUCAACACUCUCUGGUUCUCCCUAAAUUCAGAUCCUGGCUUCCCGGGUCUCCCCAACUUCAACUUUACUUUUAUUAGGAUCCCGGCCUCCAAAACCUGUCAGUAUAACCAUAAAGAUAGUGUUUGCACACUUGACAAGCUGAAAAUGUUUCCAAAUAUUGAAACCACCUGAGUUUAUAAUUCAAAAAUAUUAACAAAAUAAGACUUGAUCUAACGGAUUCCUGCUUGUCCAACUGGUAGUUGUAGGCCCGGUCUACAUUCUCUGUAUUUAUUCGGUCAGACCCUCCUCUUGUGUUCUGAUGUCUUUGUGAAAGCUUUCAGCGCUCAAUGGUUCCGGUUUGUAGCUCUCCACACAAGUCAGUAGAGAUUUCAGUCUGUCAUCGUGCCAUUAAGAUUACUCCAGUCCGUGCUCAUUACCCAAACUCCAAAAACCUCAAAGUGUCACUGCAGAACUUCCCUCUCUCUCCGCUGCAUUCACAACCUCCAGCUCUCCUCCUGCGUCAGAAGAUAUUUCUGUCGUUCAUUCGGAGAUUGCAGGGGCGCUUCAGUCACUCAACACAAUACAAACCAGAAGGAAAGGUGUGCUGACAAAACUGACUACUGAAGAACAACUAUUGUUGCUUUCAAACUCUUAUUUAUUUUGUUUAUUUCUAUCUUGAAAAUAAUCUUAGCGAUGAAACCAGUACUAGGGUUGUAAAUAAUUGUCAUCCUGUAUAUGACAUAUAACACGGCUUUGUUUUUGUUAUUAAUAUUGUCUUCUUAAAACUGAAUCAAUCAAUAUGUCUUUCCUUUUUUCUAUCAGCUUGACCACUU
Molecule: messenger RNA, 3381 nt
Organism: Notothenia coriiceps (black rockcod)
Lineage: Eukaryota; Metazoa; Chordata; Actinopteri; Perciformes; Nototheniidae
Gene: esrrga
Product: estrogen-related receptor gamma a
Exons: 9
Coding region: 219-1784 (521 amino acids)
Biological process (GO): regulation of DNA-templated transcription
Cellular component (GO): nucleus
Molecular function (GO): nuclear steroid receptor activity; sequence-specific DNA binding; steroid binding
Source: RefSeq, a predicted model, not a curated record